This is a messenger RNA of Saprolegnia parasitica CBS 223.65, 583 nucleotides long. RefSeq lists its product as hypothetical. The record is from RefSeq and is a predicted model, not a curated record. NCBI's taxonomy places the organism in Eukaryota, Oomycota, Saprolegniomycetes, Saprolegniales, Saprolegniaceae. The transcript has a single exon. The coding region runs from base 1 to 546 and encodes 181 amino acids.
AUGUCGUCGACCGUAUGCUGCUUUAACGGCUGCUUCAACGCGCCGCUCGCGCCGUCGGACAAGUGCGUCUUUCACCGCAACCGCGCCCAGUGCCUUGUUGACGGCUGCGUCAACCAAGUCUAUGCGCGGCACCUUUGUGUUCGUCACGGCGGCAAAAAGACGUGCGCGUUUCCCGAGUGCACGUCACAUGCGCGUAUCGGCAACUACUGCGUGCGCCACAGCAAAGACGCGUCCAAGCAGCUGUGCUCUGAAGACGGCUGCACCAAGACAGCGCAUCGCCGCCAAAAGUGUGUUCGUCACGGCGGUGGUCGGCCCUGCCAAGUGGAGGGCUGCACGACGCACGCGCGGACAGGCGGCUUGUGCUGGCGCCACCGUAACCUUGUGCUUCCGACGGCCGACACGGGGUGUAUGCUGGAGGGCCACGAAUUUCUCGCUAUUUUGGACGAAUGGAUGGCGGCCGAAGAGCACGAUGGAAUGGACGACCAGGUCCUUCUCAAUGACCUUCAAGCACUGCCCAUGGAUGACUUCAGCUGUCUCCUCUCGUAAAUCCUUCUCGUCGUAUUUAAUUCUAAUUUUGUUUGCC